AUGUUGCCGUUGGAUGCACAAACCUCUUUACCGACAGGCCCUUUGCGUCGGCGUAGGCGACCUGGCCUGAAGUUCGUGGUCUCCCCAAUCUGCUUGAACUUGACUCAUUCUUUGGCUCCAACACCGCCCAGUGCCGCAGGCGAAAGUCGUUUCGCUGAUUUUCCACUCUCUGACGCAAUCCCGAAGUAUCCAGAUUUGUCCACACUUUUGCAUGCCUCUCCACUCCCAAACUGCCCUCCUGACUGUCGACGUCGGGCUGGUUUGCACCCAGUGGUAUUUGUGGCUGCUUCCCUCAACCCUGUGCACACGCGCGGAUGCCUAAAAUUAAGUCUCCUCCGCUUGUACCUGCCUUCAGACAGUUGUCAGGACAGGCUACCCAUGCGGGGUCUGAAUCCGACCUUUGUUUGUUGCGAUUACCCAGCGCCUGGGGUGUGUCUGGGCGGGGUGGGGCAAAACGACCUGCCGCCGGAGUCCGAGGUCUUGAGGGCGUAUGUUAAAACAGUGAAGGGCCAGUGGAGAGUAGUCGAUCCAGCCUACACAACCAUCCUGAGAAGAGUGGCAACUAGCAUUUCAUCUUUAUCUUGUUGGCCUGUUGACCGUAUGUUUGCCCUGCUGGCCUUAGGCGGCACCUCAGAGAGGGCAGUGGAAAUGUCUAUUGCCAUGGGAAUUCGACUACUACUGUUAUCAGUGGUACCACUUGAACCGACAUUAGACGGAGUCAUUAGAGUAUUGGUGUUGGUGCUGGUGUUGGUAUUGGAAGAAAUCGUCUACUCUUUACACAUGCUCCAUUCAUCUUCCACUGCAAGUUUGAUCAUGUUUGCUGCUGUUCGUUUUUUCUGCUGCUCCUCCAGAGCAUACCGUUGCCCCGGUUGUUUCAUGGUACGGCUGCCGAAAGUAUCAAUGACUCUCUUUUUCUGUCGGUCGGUGAUUUUCCAGCCAUUAUACUUGAUCUGUCCAUCUUAA
This is a messenger RNA of Protopolystoma xenopodis, 963 nucleotides long. The record is from the annotation of a GenBank genome assembly. Lineage: Eukaryota; Metazoa; Platyhelminthes; Monogenea; Polystomatidea; Polystomatidae.